AUGGGCCUCCUGACCAUCAUUAAAAAGCAGAAACUCAAGGAUAAGGAGUGUCGAUGUUUAGUUUUGGGAUUAGACAACUCUGGGAAGUCCACGGUUGUGGAUUGGGUGCUUAGUGUCUAUAAGAAUCAAGAUCGCCGGACGAUCACUCCAACAGUGGGAUUCCAAAUCCACACUGUGCCGUUUGCCAAUCACAACGUGCAAUUGUGGGACAUUGGUGGACAGUCUACUUUGCGGCCUUACUGGGAUAAUUACUUUGACAAAACGGACGUUCUGUUGUGGGUGAUGGACACCGCUGCAGCAAGCAGGAUGGACGAAUCUGUACAAGAACUAAAAACGAUUUUGCGUAAUAGAGAUCGAUUGGGGUACAAUUGUCGGAUAAUAGUGCUACUAAACAAGAAAGAUUUGGUGGAAGGGGCCGAUAAAGUGACGCAGACGCUCCAAAGCGAUUUGGAGCGUUUGUUGCAACUGGAAAAUGUUCCGAUCGAAACAAGGGCAAGUAAUGCUUUGACUGGAGAAGGUUUGGAAACACUUAUGGCAUCGAUUGUGGGCGGAAAAUGUGUAGAUCGGGGAGUAAGAGAAUCAACGAUAAAAUCCAUCUCGUAA
Molecule: messenger RNA, 603 nt
Organism: Lachancea lanzarotensis
Lineage: Eukaryota; Fungi; Ascomycota; Saccharomycetes; Saccharomycetales; Saccharomycetaceae
Gene: CIN4
Product: LALA0S02e04588g1_1
Exons: 1
Coding region: 1-603 (200 amino acids)
Biological process (GO): protein folding
Cellular component (GO): cytoplasm; microtubule cytoskeleton
Molecular function (GO): GTPase activity; GTP binding
Source: RefSeq, a predicted model, not a curated record